AUGGGAGCUUGUAUAGGUAAAAAGCGUUCAAAAUAUUUAAAACAUAAUCAGAUUAAAUCAGAUACUAUUCAAGCGCCACAACCAAAACUUCAAGAUGGUGAUUCAUCAAGUAAACCUUCCCCAUCAUUAUCAAAGAAAUUACAGAUGGUAGAAGAUCUUAGCAAUAAUAAUAAUAAUGAUGAUGAAAAUCGAAUAUCAAUUCUUGAUCAAAAUAGUAUUGAUCCAGAAGUUCAAAUGAUUAUUGAGGGACAAAAUUUAAUUAAUGAAAUAUUUAAUCAAGCUUUUUCAAAUCGUGUUGUUUCAAUAACAGAUUCCGUGCUUGAAUGUGAAUUAGUGAAUCUCAUCUAUGGAUAUCCAGCUAUUGAUUAUACUGAAAAUCCAUCAAUUACUACGACUAUAAAGCCUGUUGAUGUAUGA
Adineta steineri is the source of this 417-nucleotide messenger RNA. Lineage: Eukaryota; Metazoa; Rotifera; Eurotatoria; Adinetida; Adinetidae. The record is from the annotation of a GenBank genome assembly.